ACGGCCAUAGAAAUCGACCGAGCGAAUCCCUCGCAUCGCAUUCGCAGCCUUUGCUGCAUCACACCACCGCGAAACCCCAGCAGCCGCAUCGAUGGCGCCCAAGGCGGAGAAGAAGCCGGCUGCGAAGAAGCCAGCGGAGGAGGAGCCCGCUGCCGCGAAGGCCCCGGCGGGGAAGAAGCCCAAGGCCGAGAAGCGCCUCCCGGCGGCCAAGUCGUCCGGCAAAGAAGGCGGCGACAAGAAGGGUAAGAAGAAGGCGAAGAAGUCGGUGGAGACCUACAAGAUCUACAUCUUCAAGGUGCUGAAGCAGGUCCACCCCGACAUCGGCAUCUCUUCCAAGGCCAUGUCCAUCAUGAACUCCUUCAUCAACGACAUCUUCGAGAAGCUCGCCGGCGAGGCUGCCAAGCUUGCGCGCUACAACAAGAAGCCCACCAUCACCUCUCGGGAGAUUCAAACCUCUGUCCGCCUUGUCCUUCCCGGCGAGCUCGCCAAGCACGCGGUCUCCGAGGGCACCAAGGCCGUCACUAAGUUCACAUCAUCUUAGAUUUGAGGUAGUAGCUAUUGGGUGGCGUUGGUAGUUGUGUCUCAAUUUGUCUGCUACUAAUAGUGGUAGGAGUAUCCAUGUGUAGUUGGGUUGUGGUAAGAAUUGUGUUAAACUGGUAAUACGUUUGAAAUUGCUUUUUAUGGAUGUGGAAUAGUUGUGUGUUGCUUGUUCUAC
Messenger RNA from Zea mays, 715 nucleotides. Its product is annotated as Histone H2B. The coding region runs from base 92 to 541 and encodes 149 amino acids. Gene Ontology annotation, molecular function: protein heterodimerization activity; DNA binding; structural constituent of chromatin. The transcript has a single exon. NCBI's taxonomy places the organism in Eukaryota, Viridiplantae, Streptophyta, Magnoliopsida, Poales, Poaceae. Gene Ontology annotation, cellular component: nucleosome. The record is from RefSeq and is marked validated.